UUGGAUUUCCCCAAGGCUGGUCACGGGAACAUUUUCUAAAUUCGUCUAAGCAGAGCUUCGCAGGUUAGUAGUGAUCGAUCACCCGUGGAACUUUCAACUAAAGUGAUUUGGGUACCACUGACCAUGGCAUUGGCACAGAGCAGUAAUGUCUCUCCUGAUAUAGAGAGCUGCACGGUUUGCAUGGAGGACUACACUGCGGAGGGGCCCCAGAAGCCGCGGAUAUUGGCUGCCUGCUUACACACCUUCUGUGAAGACUGUCUGGAGAAGCUCGGAGUCGGAGAGGAGAGCAAUUAUAGGAUCUUGUGCCCCAUAUGUCGCGAACUAAAUAUUCUAUUAAACAGGGAUGGGAUCCAGUCUCUGCCCAUUAACACCAGGGCGCCCUGCUUCUCAAACAUUGAAGCAGCCGUAGGGGAAUACAACGUUUUGGCAUUCAUUGACCCAGAUGUUCCAUCCUGCCCUGUCUGCGGGGGCAUCACACUAUUUUACCCCUGCGGUCAGGAGGCAGACAUCAUUCAGUGCCACACCUGUAAGUGGGUGAGUGAAGAUAUGCCUCAAAUCCCAGAAUGGAAUGGGUUAACCAAUCAGACCCCAAUACAGGAAAACAGUAACAGAACAUUACAUCAGAUGAUAACACAGGGAACCCAAACACAGAAUACAGCGCCCCUAUCUGGCCGUAGCAAGUGUGUGUCCCGCAGAAUGAUCAACUACCUGAGGAAACGUUUGUCAUUUCGCUGAUACGACUUUUCCGAAGACGAUAUGAAACAGAGAAGAGAAACACCAGAUAAUCUAUUUAUUGGAAGGAAGAUCAAUAUUACCACCAGCUUUAUAUCGGACAUCGAUAUUGGGUUUCACAUAGUGUUUAUUCCGCAUAUCUUUCAAAAACAAAUAAAAUCAUGAAAAAAAAAGUGUUAAAGACAGCUCUAUCUAAAUAUCUGGAUUGAAUCGGGAUCUAAUCAGGAAAAAUCUGUCCCUGUCUCCUUGCCUUCUGCAAACACCGGAUUCAAACCUACAGUCAGUUUUCGAAUCUCCCACACAGUCCCUCCUGCUACAAUCGCACCCUGCUGCUCCCCAUUAAUAUAACCA
This is a messenger RNA of Pelobates fuscus (common spadefoot toad), 1083 nucleotides long. Its product is annotated as tripartite motif-containing protein 2-like. The record is from RefSeq and is a predicted model, not a curated record. The transcript is spliced from 2 exons. The coding region runs from base 124 to 735 and encodes 203 amino acids. Lineage: Eukaryota; Metazoa; Chordata; Amphibia; Anura; Pelobatidae.